UUUUACUCUCUGUUUUACUUUAGUAUCGUAACUCUGAGGGCCUCUGCAAGACGAACUCUGACAAUGUCUAAAGAUGAACGAUCCACUGCUGGUCGUCAGCUGCUGUUUUUUGACCUGAGGUCCACCAGCCGGCUGCUGGAGGUCUAUGUGAAGCGCAGUUUGAGUCUGAACGAUGCCAGUGGACUCAGGAAGCAGCGUCUGAAGUCCCGUAAAUGGGUGACCCUAAACGAUGGAGGCAGUCAGGCCAGACGGGCGUCGAGCGACAGUUCCACUCACCGCCUAUCCAUAGAGAAGAUCCUAAAGACCACAGAGUCGGAGAAACCUCCUCAGUCAGACUGGACACUGCCGUCAUCCAAAUCCUACAGUGGAGAUGUGGAGAAGAAAACCAAGAAAAAUCCAGAAACAGCCAGGAAGUCAUUCCUCAGGGCUUUUCUACACUGGUUCUCCAAGAAGGGAUCUGAAACAAGGCCGGAAUGUCCCAAACCUGAAACUUGCUCCUCAGAACUGAAAGUUGAAGAGGCUCCCAAAGCAGUGAAAAAGAAGCACUCCCUCAGAAAGCUCUCGUUCAGGAGAGUGGAGAAGUCUGAGUCUCUGAGAAAACCCGUUCUCACGCCGGAGGACGUGGUCAGACUUCCGCACGGUGUGAGCGUCGAGCCCACCAGCACAUACUUUGAGAAGGUCUCUGAGGAGUUGGAGCGUAUUGUGAAGGAAGUGAAGACGAGUCCAGACAGAGAUGCUGUUGUAGGCCUGAGCACUGCUGCUUUAGAAGAACAAAGUCCUACUCCAGAUGACACUGUUGAGAGGAUUAUCAGUCUGCUGAAGCAACACGGAGACGCCAUGAAUGAGCAGAUUCAGAAGAACAGCAGAAUACGCUCAGUCUUCCAGCAGUUGUCAUACAGUUCCUUCCAGCGGCUUGCUGACCGCUACCUCUCCCAGAUCCCACAGCCGGCGGACCGGGUCCCGCACACCGCCCCGGAGCUGGUCCAGCUUGCAUUCACAUUGGACUUCACUGCUAAAGUGGCCGGCCUGUCCAGCCAGGCUGUGAGCCGCAUCAUGGGCUUCGGGAACCAGUACCUGCAGGACCGAUUUACACAGAUAUGCUCCUCCCACAAACAGGAGUCUGAAGAUGUGGAAGGUCAGUGUUGCAGUGACCCAGAGUAGAAGCUCUCAGGCGAUGAACAUGGAAGAAGUGCUGGUCACUGUUUGGAAUGUUUUGUAAACGUUAUUAAUGGACUCAUAUAGUCCACUAUGGUGUAGAUUGCUGCAGCAGACUGUGAUGGGUUGAGCGUGAGAACGGGGCAGCAGAAAAAGAAGAGCUGCUUCUGUGGUUUCCUGCAGCCUUGUUGCCUUUAGUGGUGUGAAGUUGUGAUUAGUGAGAUGUUUAAAAGUCUCAGUUAUCGCCGGCGAUAAAGAAAUCAUCUGAUACUUUUCUACAAAUGAUUUCCGUGAGAAAUGUGGGUUGUUCUGUAUUUGGAUUUUUUAGAAAUACAUUUCUUUCAUCCCAAAAAGGAUGAAUAAUUUUAAUAUGUCCAUUAACAACAUCUAGUAUCAUAUAUGCAAAAGGAGAACUUAAUUCCAAACAUAUUUUACAGUCACUCCUGUUAUAUGUUAUAACACCAGUGACACUGGUGACCGAGAAAAAAAAACGAGAAUUUUGUAAAUUGUAUAAAUUAUAUAUGACAUUAUUUUGACAAAAUUUUAAUUUUCAUAGUCAUUGUUGUUAACCGCUUAAUCCAGAUAGGGUGCUCAAAUUAAAAAGAAAAUGAUCAAAUUAAAAUGUGUUAAAAUGUCCUGAUAGCACCCAUGACCAAAAGCUCUGUGGCAAAUUAAGUUUUUUAAAUAGAAUACAUAUUUUUAAAUGAAGUAUAACAUUAAUGAUCUAAAGUAAACAUGAAUUUCCAAGUUAAACCUCUUAAAAAUAUUGUUUUAUAUAAAAAAAUUAUUUCUCAAAUGUUGAAAUGAGCCGUUUAUGAAAUGUUCGUGAUGAGCUGUUUUACAUAUGCAUAUUACAUAUUACAUACUAUGAGGCUGGAUAAAAACAGCAAAUUCAGAGAAAUCAUACGGGGAAAGUAUACAUUAAUCUUAGAUCAACUGUGUAAAUGUACAUACUGACUUUUGGAGCUUUGAAUGAUAUUUUAUGCAUCUUUUAUGGAACCUUUGUGACAUGGUUUCCCACUUCAAAUGGAGAAUGACCCAACUAAAGCACUGUUGGACCUGCAUUAGUUUGAUUUGGGGAGGUUCUGUAAUUUACAUGUGAGAUGAAUAUGCAGUGUUGGUAGCUUGUUUAUUAAUAAUUCUGCUGUUAUUGAUCUUC
Messenger RNA from Pygocentrus nattereri (red-bellied piranha), 2314 nucleotides. RefSeq lists its product as uncharacterized. The transcript has 6 exons. The coding region runs from base 64 to 1161 and encodes 365 amino acids. Lineage: Eukaryota; Metazoa; Chordata; Actinopteri; Characiformes; Serrasalmidae. The record is from RefSeq and is a predicted model, not a curated record. Gene Ontology annotation, biological process: regulation of apoptotic process.